Neoarius graeffei (lesser salmon catfish) is the source of this 1598-nucleotide messenger RNA. RefSeq lists its product as uncharacterized. The record is from RefSeq and is a predicted model, not a curated record. The transcript has 7 exons. The coding region runs from base 1 to 1545 and encodes 514 amino acids. NCBI's taxonomy places the organism in Eukaryota, Metazoa, Chordata, Actinopteri, Siluriformes, Ariidae.
AUGCUGGGGAAGUUUGUAAUCGCAUACAUCGACGACAUCCUGAUCUACUCUCCUGAUGAAGCAAGUCACCUGGAACAUGCCAGGUCAGUUCUUAAGUGUCUACUCAGUAAUCACCUCUACAUUAAAGCUGAGAAAUGUGUUCUCACGCAGGACAGUGAUUGGGGUGUGAAAUAUCCUGAUAAUCCGAUCUGUGCUGUGAGAGGAUUCAGUGUCUCCAUUCCCUGCAGUUAUUAUUAUGAUCCAACAUCAAAUCCCAAUAUUCAGGUGACACAAAAGCUUUGGUGCUCGAUGAACUCAAACACAGACAGGUCUUUAAACCCUCCGUAUGUUUAUGACAGCUCAUCAAACACCAGCUCAGACUUUGAGUACGCUGGAGACGACAAAUCAAACUGCACUUUAUUAAUCCACAAUCUACAGUUCAGUUAUUCUGGAGAGUACAGAUUCAGAUUUAUAACUGCUAAUCCUGAUGACAGAUGGACAGGUGUUCCUGGAGCGACUCUACAAGUUGCAGAUUUAAAGGUGUCACUAAUCAGGCUCAGUGGAAACGGGACCCUUAAACAAGGAGACUCGUUAAAUCUGAUGUGUGAUGUCACGUGUACACACAGUUCCUCACAGUUCAUGUGGUCUAAGAACAACAAGCUCUUACCUGAAUCAGGACCCGUUCUUCACUUUCCUGCUCUAACCGUGAGGGAUUCUGGGAAUUACACCUGCACUUGGAAAACCAACGAGGCCUCAGGAUCUGAAACGAUCAGCCUUCACGUCGAGGGUGGGGAUCUGGGUGUGAAAUAUCCUGAUAAUCCGAUCUGUGCUGUGAGAGGAUUCAGUGUCUCCAUUCCCUGCAGUUAUUAUUAUGAUCCAAACGCAAAUCCCAAUAUUCAGUUGAAGACAAAGCUUUGGUGCUCACCGAACUCAAACACAGAUUUCUGUGUAAACCCUCCGUAUGUUUAUGACAGCUCAUCAAACACCAGCUCAGACUUUGAGUACGCUGGAGACGACAAAUCAAACUGCACUUUAUUAAUCCACAAUCUACAGUUCAGUUAUUCUGGAAAGUACAGAUUCAGAUUUAUAACUGCUAAUCCUGAUGACAGAUGGACAGGUUGUCCUGGAGCGACUCUACAAGUUGCAGAUUUAAAGGUGUCACUAAUCAGGCUCAGUGGAAACGGGACCCUUAAACAAGGAGACUCGUUAAAUCUGACGUGUGAUGUGAACUGCACACACAGUUCCUCACAGUUCAUGUGGUCUAAGAACAACGAGCUCUUACCUGAAUCAGGACCCGUUCUUCACUUUCCUGCUCUAACCGUGAGGGAUUCUGGGAGUUACACCUGCACUUGGAAAACCAACGAGGCCUCAGGAUCUGAAACGAUCAGCCUUCACGUCAAGGGUGAAAAUCCUGAUCAGUGGUUAAUCUGGAUCAUUGUCUCGGUGUCAGGUGGAGUGAUUUUCACCGUCUCAGUCAUCGUAGGAGCUGUGAUUUACAUCAGGAGGAGGAAAUGUAAAGCUCUAGAAGAAAACGGGCAGGAAAGUGGAGAGAAAACACAGGUAUGACCUUUUCAAAGAAAUGUGCUUUUAAGUGAGCUGUUAAAAAGCGUAGUACAGAC